AUGGCGGACCACCACAGGAAAAUCGCGGCCAAUUUGGCCUUGCUAAGAGAUGAUCUUAAAAAUAUAACAGUCAGGCUGGGAGCAGUGGAAGGCACCUCCAAUGGCCACGCAAACCAGAUUGCGGAACUUCAAGCAGAUCUACAGCAAAAAUCCUGGCUUCAUGAGCAACAACUUGCCUCCCAAGAAGACAA
Pelobates cultripes (western spadefoot toad) is the source of this 191-nucleotide messenger RNA. The record is from the annotation of a GenBank genome assembly. NCBI's taxonomy places the organism in Eukaryota, Metazoa, Chordata, Amphibia, Anura, Pelobatidae.